AUGGCACGGGAUAGCGGUUUCUAUGAUAUGCUUCCUGCACUCCACGCACUUCCAGCUGUAGAAGCUGUUGUCGUGGAUCGCCUGAGACCAUGGCGCCGGAGAAGGGAAAAGGAGGUAGCGGAACUUUUGUUCCCACAAAACGCAGCAACAGCAGAAGCGAGUGAGUCACCGAUACCGAAGUCAAUACAACAACCCUCAUUGCGUAGACGACGGGCCAAUUCCGCUAUGGAGUCCGCUGUCACACAUCUUUGUUAUGGUAGACGGGCGCAUCCACGCCGCACGGCUAUUGCACUUCAUCAUCCUCAGGUCCUUGUGUUCACGGUUGAUGAACCCAGUGCCCUAUGCUGCAGCGAAGUGCAGAAAACAUUGAGGUCUGUGGACGGGCCAGUACAAAUUCAAUAUCUGCUUGCCAGCGAAAGGGAUUUCUAUGGAGCUCAAAUGGACUACCGGAGGACAAAGUCCCGGACAAGAAGAGGACGGGCUCCUCAACGAGCGGCUUCCGUUCCUGCUUUAACUUAUACUAACUGCGAAACUGUGUGUAAUGAUGGCAUUUGUCCUUGUAGCAAGUCGGUCACCACGCACAAGGACGGAGACCGUGGCGUGACCGGCUCUGUUAGCAACAAGAACGGAGCCGGGGUAUUAUCGGCACUGCACGAAUGCAAGAUAGUGGACUCUUUACAGGAUCUCUAUGCUUUUCAUCCAGGUAGGGACUACAUUGACUGUGGUGCUUUUUCGCGAGUGUAUCGGGCCGUUCCCCUGUUUCAAGGAACCGGUGGCCGCUCAUGUGGGGCAAACAACUGCAACCGUAGUGCUGGACCAAGUGAUUCCUUUGUGGCGAUAAAAGUAAUUCCUCGUGUGCGUUCGGAGCGAGGCGGCCGUUACAAGGUUGCGCCCCAUGCAGCGAGAAGGGGGGAAAGUGACAUGGGGAGGCACGUGGUUUCGAGCACUUCCGCGCAACAUUGCGCGUGUGGCAAAUAUCCUCGACAAAGUGAAAGUGACGCAGAGUGGCGACAACUGCAAAGAAUCGCAGAAGAGGUAUCAAUCCUCGCUGCUCUCGAGCACAGCGGAUGCUCCCACCUUAUUGGAACACUGCAAACUCCAGAGGAGUUUGCAAUUGUUAUGGACAUGGGUAAAGGUAAUAUCGAUGCCCUGCGCUACGUUCGCGCGCAUGGACCACUUAAUGAGGCGCAUGCUUCGUUAAUAGUUUAUCAGCUUGUGGAAGCGGUCAAUUACCUGCACAAUGUCAAGGAGGUCCUGCAUCGAGACAUAAAACUGGAGAAUAUACUGCUUUCCCGAGUCGAUCAAUCAAUAAGUAUUAUCCGGAAAGCUAUGGAAACGGGUGGUAGUGUGGAGUCUUCUCCGAGGUCGAAAAACCGAAGUCACACUCACAACGAGGAGGAUGUGUCUGGAAGGACCGAGAAGGAGCACACCAAGAGAACGGGAGAUGGGUGUGAACGCGGCAACCGCACCGAAGUUGCGGACAGUAAAGCACGGUCUUCGUCUUAUAGGUGGUGGGAGCCAGUUUCCGUCAACGUUUCUACUGCUACCGAUGAGAUGGAACGGCUGUUGAAGGUAACCCUCAUCGAUUUUGGCCUGUCAAUGCAUAUGUCAAGGUGUAGCGGCACUGGAAAUCCCUCAGUAGAAAAGAAGAUGGAAGAGGGGAGCGACACACGGAAGCCCAUAAUCCGAAAAGGAAGUCCCAAGAGCAGUGGCACUGUGGCAGUUGGUGGGGGUUUCAAUCUCCCUGAGUUAUCCUUCGCCUCAUGUGGUAAGGUGGAAAAAGAACCGAGGCGCGUGGAUGAUGUCGCUGGUGGAGAAGGGACACUUGAGAGCAAACAAGAAGAAUCAGAAGACGACGAGGGGUUGUCUCACAGGGUAACGGUCCCGGUUGCAAUUUCAAAUAACACUCCACCAGUCCUCAGUCGAGCGGGGUCGACAAGUGAUUCAACAGCAAAAAUUCCAACCACCCUUUUGGUGGGUGAUGAAGAGGAUGGGACACAGCAGGACCGACAGCCGAAGGGUGCCAUGCCUACGCGCGCUAUCGCCGGAGCGCAGGGAAGUGCGUCGGUUCCGCUUACUGAUCAUGAGUGUCCUGCACCUUCCUCACUGCUGGAGGAUGAUUCACAUCACCACGAUGAUACACUUUUAUCGUUCACACCUUGUGGUACUGAAAGGUAUUUGCCACCAGAAAUAUUGCAGUGGAUUUUGCAGAGGGGGUGGAAGCAGAAGACCAUAGCUGUCUGUGAGGCCCGCAAGUUGGAUGCUUAUGCGGUUGGCAUUGUGACGUAUGUGCUCUUGAGUGGCUGUUUCCCCUUUAAUGGAACAUCUCGGGCGACGAUGUGGCAACAGAAGCUUUGCGUGCCGGCGUGCAACAGCAGCCGCUGGGAAAAUGUCAGCACAGUGGCCAUCUCAUUCGUUCAAUCUCUCCUAGAUCCCCAGCCACGCACGCGGUUUGAGCUUUGUGAGGCGCUCACCCAUCCGUGGAUGCGCCAAGGGGCGCUACUAGCGAAGAAGCUGUCGCUUGUUCCACAUUCCAUGGUUGCAGACGCCAAUUUGGGGGAAGGGGAGGAGGAAAAAGAAAGGAGCAACCGCCAGCUUCCCCGAGUGGUUUCUCGGCUGUCCACCUCAGCAUCCUCAUUAAUUUGUGAUGGGCCUGUCCAUACACCCUCCGUUGGUUCUCAUGCCACCGGAGGGGAUGGUAGCCAUCCAAAAACCCAGAAGGAACAAACUGGCGAUGGUCGCGCCAGUAGUGCACCCCGCCAUUCCGCGAUUGGUUGCCCACAUCGGCGUACGUGCUCAGCGGUGUGUGUAUCAACCGAGCUCACAUGUGCGGAUAACGGAGCCUUAACAGUUCACAGCACAGCGGGGUCAGGAAAAUUGAGUAGCAAACUUGAGUCUGAAGGACCCCGUUUGUCGUUUAUGCAUCGCGUAGGUGAAGAGCAACGUCCCGCCCAACUCACUGAGACAUAUGAUUGCCAGGAAGUGGGGAACAAACAGUUCGGUCAAGCGAAACCCGACGUGGAUGAGGGAAUGGCGGAUAUGUUUGCUUUUCUGUACGAAAAGAUAAUGUCGGAGUAA
Trypanosoma brucei brucei TREU927 is the source of this 3078-nucleotide messenger RNA. Its product is annotated as protein kinase, putative. NCBI's taxonomy places the organism in Eukaryota, Euglenozoa, Kinetoplastea, Trypanosomatida, Trypanosomatidae. Gene Ontology annotation, biological process: intracellular signal transduction; peptidyl-serine phosphorylation; protein autophosphorylation. The transcript has a single exon. Gene Ontology annotation, cellular component: cytoplasm; nucleus. Bases 1 to 3078 code for a protein of 1025 amino acids. The record is from RefSeq and is a predicted model, not a curated record. Gene Ontology annotation, molecular function: calcium-dependent protein serine/threonine kinase activity; ATP binding; calcium/calmodulin-dependent protein kinase activity.